Messenger RNA from Rattus rattus (black rat), 1408 nucleotides. Its product is annotated as T-kininogen 1-like. Gene Ontology annotation, cellular component: extracellular region; blood microparticle. Gene Ontology annotation, biological process: negative regulation of endopeptidase activity; negative regulation of blood coagulation; positive regulation of cytosolic calcium ion concentration. Gene Ontology annotation, molecular function: cysteine-type endopeptidase inhibitor activity. The record is from RefSeq and is a predicted model, not a curated record. NCBI's taxonomy places the organism in Eukaryota, Metazoa, Chordata, Mammalia, Rodentia, Muridae.
AUGAAGCCAAUUAAUAUCCUGCUCCUCUGCUCCAGGCUCCUGCCAAGUUUAGCGCAGGAAGAAGCGCCAGAAAUGGACUGCAAUGAUGAGACUGUAUUUCAGGCUGUGGAUACUGCUCUGAAGAAAUAUAAUGCUGAGUUAAGCGGCAACCAGUUUGUGUUGUACCGAGGACUGAAGGCACUAAGAAGGUGGAGAUGGGCGCUUGAAACAUUGUAUUCCUUCAAGUAUCAAAUCAAGGAGGGCAACUGCUCUGUUCAUGGCCUCACCUGGCAGGACUUCUGGGACUUCAAGGACCCUGAGGAAGCCGCUACUGGUGAAUGCACAACAACUUUGGGGAAGAAAGAAAAUAAAUUCUCCGUAGCCACCCAGAUCUGCAAUAUUACUCCAGGUAAGGGUCCUAAGAAGACAGACGAGGACCUCUGUGUCGGGUGUUUCCAACCCAUACUGACGGAUAGCUCAGACCUGGAGCCUGUUCUCAAACAUGCCACGGAGCAUUUCAACAACAACACGAAGCACACCCACCUCUUUGCUCUCAGAGAAGUAAAGAGUGCCCUCUCACAGGUGGUGGCUGGCAUGAAUUAUCAAAUUAUCUACUCCAUUGUGCAAACAAAUUGUUCAAAGGAGGAUUUUCCUAUCCUCCGUGAAGACUGUGUGCCCCUUCCCAGUGGCGAUCAUGGUGAGUGUAGGGGUCAUACCUACGUGGAUAUUCAUAACACAAUUGCUGGCUUCUCACAGAGCUGUGACCUUUAUCCAGGAGAUGAUUUGUUUGAACCACUUCCCAAGAAUUGCCGUGGCUGCCCCAGGGAGAUACCUGUAGACAGCCCGGAGCUGAAGGAGGCACUUGGUCAUUCCAUUGCACAGCUUAAUGCACAGCAUAACCAUAUUUUCUAUUUCAAGAUUGACACCGUGAAAAAGGCAACAUCACAGGUGGUUGCUGGAGUAAUAUAUGUGAUUGAGUUCAUAGCCAGAGAAACUAACUGUUCCAAGCAAAGUAAAACAGAACUGACAGCGGAUUGUGAGACCAAACACCUCGGUCAAAGCCUCAACUGCAAUGCUAACGUGUACAUGAGACCUUGGGAGAACAAAGUCUUCCCGACUGUCAGAUGCCAAGCGCUAGACAUGAUGAUUUCUAGGCCUCCAGGAUUUUCACCUUUCCGGCUGGUGCGAGUACAAGAAACUAAAGAAGGAACAACUAGGCUCCUAAACUCAUGUGAGUACAAGGGCAGACUCUCAAAGGCAGGGGCAGGCCCAGCGCCUGAGCAUCAGGCAGAAGCUUCAACCGUGACACCAUAGCCUGGCAAAGACCCGGAGUGGAAGGACCAGAAGACUCCUGGGAUGUGUAGCAUGGAAGCGUGUUUCUUCAUCACCCUGAUCCUGGGUGAAAUAAAGUUCAGACUCGAUGCGUUCA